UUCAUUCUAUCUAUCUCACACUUGAACAUGAUGACGACAGCGGGACCAUCUCAUCCGCCCAUCACGAUCCUCAAGCGAACCCGAGCUGAUCUAGGACUGGCUCAGAACAAGUUUCUGAAAAAGACAGCCAAGGGCAAGGUCCUGUCCUUCCUACGUGAACGAUAUGUACGAGACGAUAUCCCUUGUGGAUUCGAAGGAUGCGAUCAGUGUCGGGACCUUCCAGGAUACAAACCUGUGCUACAGAAAGGAUAUCGGCAUACGAAGAUCGAUCCUCAUUACCUCGUCAUCGAUACCAACAUAGUCUUACAUCAGAUGGACUUGCUCGAGGCUUUCCCGCCGGAUCUUGCCUUGAUUAUACCUUCGACAACGAUAAGAGAGACACGACAUCGCUCUUUGCCAUUGUAUAAUCGCCUGCAGCAACUAGUGCAAGAUGAUGAGCGAAAAGUCUGGAUCUGGUGGAACGAGGAGCGUAGAGAGACAGCGACGCAUGCCGAGGAGAAUGAAGGUCCGAACGAUAGGAAUGAUCGAGCCAUCCGCUUGACCUGUCAUUUCUACAAUCAGCACUUGCCAAUUGGUCAUCCUUUGAUCGUGUUGCUGACCGACGAUCGGAGAAAUCGAGAGCUUGCCGAAGCUGAAGGACUCGUUUGCUGUAAUACGAAAACCUACGUGGACGGUCUGGUGCCCGAAGUCAGACAAGAUCUGGUCGAUUUGGUGGUCGGAGGAGUCGAUGCGGAAGUUGUGACCCGAGGUAGAAGAGUAUACGAAGAGUAUCUCUCGCAAGAUGUCUUGAAUGCUGGCAUCAAGACUGGGAGAUUUGUUCAAGGAUACUUCAAUGCCAGUCAAUACAAUUAUCUCGAGGGCACAGUCAGUGGUAUCCUGCUGGCCGGACGACAGGCAAUGAACCGAUCUGUCCAAGGUGACCUCGUGGUGGUCGAGCUUCUACCCAAGGCAGAAUGGAGGGCACCGGGUCAAGACGUCGUCGACGCUGAUGUAGAUCAACGGAACGAUGAUGUAGAGAAUGAAGUGGAGGCAAAGGAGAAAAUCCAAGAAAACGUGGGACGGCCAGUACCUACGGGCAAGGUAGUUGGAGUCGUCAAGAGGAACUGGAGAGCCUACGUGUGCCACCUGGAUCGAUCAUCACUCUUGCCGGAAGCUCAGCUCGCAAGUCUCUCGCAGCAGACAGUGUUCGCAACACCACUGUCCGUCACGCUCCCCAGGAUCCGUCUGCGGACUCGUCAGGCACCUACUCUCGUUGACCAGAAGAUCCUCGUCACCAUCGACUCGUGGUCGCCUUUCUCGCGUUACCCGGAUGGUCACUUUGUCCGUGCCCUCGGGAAAGUCGAGAGCAAAGAAGCGGAACAGGAAAGUCUACUGCUGGAGUAUGAGGUGCCGUACAGGCCAUUUGGAAAGGCAAUCCUCAAUUGUCUGCCCGUCGAAGGCGAUUCCUGGAAAGUGCCGCCGAAGGGAGACCUAGUCUGGCGUGAUAGGGAGGAUUUGAGAGAUCUCAUCGUCUGCAGUAUCGACCCGCCGGGCUGCCAAGAUAUCGACGACGCCCUGCACGCCAGGGAGCUGCCAAAUGGCAACAUCGAGGCUGGUGUCCACAUUGCCGACGUAUCGCACUUUGUCCUCCCGAACAAUCCGAUGGACUCGGAAGCAGCAUCGCGAGGUACAACAGUGUACCUGGUCGACAAGCGUAUCGACAUGCUGCCGGCACUACUUGGUACGAACCUAUGCUCGCUUAGACCUUUUGUGGAGCGGUUGGCGUUCUCCGUGAUCUGGGAAAUGAAUGAUGAUGCGGAGAUUGUCAAUGUGCGCUUUGUCAAGUCUGUGAUCGCUUCGAAAGAGGCUUUCACGUAUGAAGCGGCUCAAAACCGGAAGGAUGGCCCUCUUAAGGAUCCUCUCACCCAGUCCAUCCGUCUUCUGAACACACUCGCCAUCAAGCUUAAAGCUGCGCGUAUGCGAGCAGGUGCACUUUCCUUGUCCUCGCCUGAGCUCAAGAUCCACCUCGCGUCCUCUGAAUCCGCCGAACCAAUUGACGUCGAGCAAAAGCAAUUGCGGGAGACCAACUCGUUAGUGGAGGAGUUCAUGCUCCUUGCGAAUAUCAGUGUCGCAGCCAAGAUCCAAGAGACUUUUCCAGCAACUGCUGUUCUGAGGCGCCAUGGUGAACCUCCCAAGACCAACUUUGAGGCGCUUCAAGAUAUUCUUCACAAACGACGCGGGAUGACACUCGAUGUAUCCAGCUCGAAAGCGUUGGCAGAGUCACUAGACGCGUGCGUGGAUCCUCAACGUCCUGAAUUCAACACGCUCGUACGUAUCAUGGCGACAAGGUGCAUGUUGGCGGCCGAGUACUUUGGCUCAGGAAGUGUUUCCAAAGAGGCUUAUCGGCAUUAUGGUUUGGCAACGCCCAUUUAUACCCAUUUCACGUCACCGAUCCGACGAUAUGCCGAUGUGCUUGUGCAUCGUCAACUUGCAGCCGCGAUCAAUUAUACGCCUCUGCAUCCUUCAUUGCAGUCCAAAUCGCAUAUCGAGAAGACUCUGAAUGUGGUCAAUAAGCGCCAUCGACUGGCCCAGAUGGCAGGCAGAGCCAGUGUGGAGUUCUAUGUCGGCCUGGCACUGAAGGGAGCGGCUCGACGAGAAGAUGCGUUCGUGAUUCGAACGUUUCGAAACGGUUUGGCCGUAUUUGUCUCAGCUCUUGGUCUCGAGGGGUUGAUCAUGUUCAAAGACAUCGAGUAUGAUGCGGAGAAUUAUAUAAUCACAGUGGGAGGCGUGACAAUCGGCGUGUUUGAUAGAGUCAGGGUGGAAGUAGGCGUUGAAAAGGAUAAGAACACCCAGCGAGGCAAAGUCAAGAUGGUCAUGAUAGAGCCGGUCAAUCAAACUUUGUAACUAUUUAUUCACAAGGAUAUUUUGUCAUUUGACCA
This is a messenger RNA of Kockovaella imperatae, 2918 nucleotides long. RefSeq lists its product as hypothetical. Gene Ontology annotation, molecular function: RNA binding; 3'-5'-RNA exonuclease activity; endonuclease activity. Gene Ontology annotation, cellular component: nuclear exosome (RNase complex); cytoplasmic exosome (RNase complex). The transcript has 12 exons. Gene Ontology annotation, biological process: rRNA catabolic process. Bases 28 to 2883 code for a protein of 951 amino acids. The record is from RefSeq and is a predicted model, not a curated record. NCBI's taxonomy places the organism in Eukaryota, Fungi, Basidiomycota, Tremellomycetes, Tremellales, Cuniculitremaceae.